Molecule: messenger RNA, 3474 nt
Organism: Mercenaria mercenaria
Lineage: Eukaryota; Metazoa; Mollusca; Bivalvia; Venerida; Veneridae
Exons: 1
Coding region: 1-3474 (1157 amino acids)
Biological process (GO): DNA integration
Molecular function (GO): nucleic acid binding
Source: RefSeq, a predicted model, not a curated record
AUGACAAUCACUGCAAACAUUGUACCAAAGAUAACUGAGACAAUAGAAAGAAAACCAGUGCAGAUAGAAGAGUCGAAAAAUAUCUACGACUUGUUAAAUAAUGUGGAACUAGCUGAUACACUUCCUAGAGAAAAUGAAAGAUCAACAAUAGAACUCCUUAUAGGAAAUGAUUACUAUUUAGAUUUUAUCCUUCCACAGAAGAUAGAGGUACAAAAAGGUCUUUACCUGCUUAAUUCGAAACUUGGAUGGAUAUUGACAGGACGAUCUGGAGAAAUUGAAGUAGACAAGAAUGAUACAAGUAUGUUGAUUCUAACUUAUGGAACGAACAUUGGAAAUACGAACGUGUUUACAAGUAUCGACAAGGUGGUGCCCAGUAAACCAGAUUUGGAAGACUUCUGGAACAUGGAAUCCAUAGGAGUGUAUGAUAAUGACAAGAAACCCGAUGAUAAAAUCGCCAUGGAAAAGUUUCAGAAAACACUUAAGUUCCAGGACGGAAGGUACCAAGUCACUUGGCCAUGGAAGGAAGACAAUACUAACUUGCCCACAAAUAAUGGUCUUGCUGUUGGUAGAUUACGAUCAAUAGUGUCAAAAUUGAAAUAUAGAGCCGAUGUAUUGAAGAAGUAUGACGCAAUUAUACAGGAUCAGUUGAAUAAAGGAGUGAUAGAAAAGAUCCAAGAUUCACAUUCAGAUGGAAUAAAACAUUACCUUCCUCACCAUGCCGUGAUAACGCCACAGAAAGCAACAACCAAACUGCGACUUGUAUACGAUGCGUCAGCAAAAAUAAAGGGUGAAAACAGCAGUCUUAACGAAUGUCUGUACAGGGGUCCUGUCAUGCUACAAGACCUUUGUGGAAUACUCCUACGAUUUAGGCUGCACAAAAUAGCUAUUACUGCAGAUAUUGAAAAGGCAUUCCUUCAAAUAGGUCUACAGCCUGACUCAAGGGACGUUACUCGAUUUUUGUGGUUGAAAAAUUCUGAAAGUACAAUUCUUGAUAAUAACAUACAAGAAUUCAGAUUCUGUCGUGUGCCCUUUGGGGUCAUUUCAAGUCCGUUUUUGUUGGGUGCAACUGUAGAACAUCAUCUUUCGACAUAUAAUACAAGAUUUGCACGUCAGUUGAUAGAUGAUAUCUAUGUCGACAAUGUUAUCACCGGAACAAACACUGUAGAAGAUGCUGUGCAACUGUACAAAGAAAGUAAAUCGAUAUUUAGCGAAGCGUCAAUGAAUUUACGAGAAUGGAGUACGAACAAAGAAGAAGUUAACAAGAUUAUUUCGUCAGAAGAUAGUGCUGCAUGUGAAACGAUAAAAGUGCUUGGACAUAACUGGGACACUAAAAAUGAUGUUAUCAGUGUGAAUAGGCCAGCUGUCUCGAAAGAAUGUGUGGAACGAUUAACCAAACGUAUUGUUCUAAAGCAGCUGGCUUCCAUAUAUGAUCCUCUAGGAUUAUUUUCACCAAUAAUUGUGAGAGGAAAAAUGCUUCUUCAGUCAUUGUGGAGUAGAAAAUUCGAGUGGGAUGAUCGUAUAGAUGAGGAAAGUAAUAAAGUAUGGUCGUCUAUUGCUGAGGAUCUUCACCAACUAGCUCAAGUUACAAUCCCCAGAUAUUAUGGUGGUUCUAGUGGUGAUAAAGAAACGCAGUCUCGUCUUCUGUGCUUCUGUGAUGCUUCGGAGCGAGCAUACGCGACUUCAGUUUACCUGCACUGCAUGAAUGACCAGGAGGCAAAAUCAAAUCUAGUGUUUUCAAAGACAAGACUUGCCCCUACACAAACUACAACGAUACCAAGGUUAGAAUUAAUGGCUGUGCUUAUCGGCGUUCGAUGUAUACAGUUCGUCAGAUGUCAGCUUGGUCUUCUAUUAGAAGGAGUUUUUUUGUGGACUGAUUCGCAAUGUGUGUUGAAGUGGAUUAAUACAGAAAAAAGCUUGUCUACAUUUGUGUCUAAUAGAAUACGGGAAAUAAAAGAGUGCAAAGGUAUAGUGUUCGGGUAUGUUCCGUCAAAGGAGAAUCCUGCCGAUAUAAACAGCAGAGGAUCUACACUAAAAAGUCUUAUAGAAAAUCAGCUCUGGUGGCAUGGUCCAGAUUGGCUAAGUAAGCACGAGAAUGAGUGGCUGAAAGACAGUUACGAUAGUGAAGAUAGCAACUGUAACGUGAAUAAACACUACGAAUCGGAAAUUAAAAGAGGGAAAACAAAGAAUGUAAACGAAAGCGAAUUAGUGUCAGUGAACAGUAAUGAUAGUUCAUCAACGAUUGCGCCAGUUGGGAUUGAUAUCACCCGAUUUUCUUCAUUCACAAAGCUUCUGAGAGUGACUGUUUUGUGUUUUCGGUUUAUUCAGAGAUUAAAAAAGAAAAGCUGUGAUACAGGAUGUAUUAAAAGUGCUGAAUUGGAGGGUGCUGAGCGAAAAUGGCUGUUGCAUAUUCAGGAAAAUUAUUACAAGGAGGUAUUUGAUGCUAUCAAAAGCAAUAAACCGAACAAUCUACAGAAACAGCUCGAUCUUUACAUCGAUGAAACUGGUUUACUCCGAUGCAAGGGUAGAUUGGAGCACUCAGGUUUAUCACAGGGAGCACGGCAACCAAUACUUCUGCCAAAGAAAGAUACCUUUACCCGCUUGCUAGUUGAGAGUACACAUAAACACUUGCUUCACAGUGGUGUUUCACAGACUUUGAGUGCAGUACGACACAAGUAUUGGAUACCGUGUGGACGAGCUGUCGUUCAUGGGGUAUUGCAGUCAUGUACAGUAUGUCUUAAAGUUGAGUGUGGUCCUUAUCGAAUGCCACCGAUGCCACCUUUACCAGAAAUGCGUGUAAAUAAAGCAAAGCCAUUUUCAAAAAUUGGUUUGGAUUAUACGGGUCCGUUGCAGAUCAAGAAAGUGUGGGUUUGCCUAUUUACCUGUAUGGUAACACGGGCUGUGCACCUGGAAAUGGUUCAGGACAUGUCAACGGAAGAAUUUUUACUUUGCUUCAGGCGUUUUGUGACCCAACGCGGUUCGCCUAGUGAAAUAUUUAGUGACAAUGCUGCACAGUUUAAAUUAGCAAGUGACACAAUAGAUAAGGUAUGGAAAAGAAUUGUACAUAGUGAAGAUGUUCAAAAUUAUAUAACAAAUGAGAAAAUAGUAUGGAAAUUUAAUGUUGAAAUGGCCCCGUGGAUGGGGGGAUUUUAUGAAAGACUUGUUGGCAUCGUAAAACGGACAUUACGUAAAGCAAUUGGUAAACAGCUUCUCACAUGUAUACAACUACAAACUGUACUGAAGGAAGUGGAAGCAGUAGUCAACUCGAAACCAUUAGUAUAUGUUAGUGAUAUUCAAGUUUACGAUUUAAGUGAUAUUAGUGAUGAUCAAAAUGAUGGCGAUAUUAGUGAUAUUCAAGUUUACGAUUUUAGUGAUGUUAGUGAUGAUAGUCAAAAUGACAGAGAUGAUGUAUUGCAACAAAACGAUGACGACAUUAAUGAUGUGCAAGAUGACGAUUCCAGUGAUUGUCCAGAGUGA